AUGCAGACCAAACAUUUCUUCGCCGACCCAGACCACCUGGUUCUCACUGCGCUUAACUCGCUUACACUCACAAACCCAUCUCUGGCCCUGGACCGACAGCACAAGAUCAUAUUCCGCCGUCCAGAUGCGCCCCGCAGAGCAAACAAGGUCUCCAUCGUGACGGGUGGCGGUUCCGGCCAUGAACCCGCAUUUGCAGGCUUCGUCGGCCACGGGCUCUGCGAUGCCUCGGUCGCCGGUACCAUCUUUGCCUCGCCGUCCGCCGAGCAGAUCCGCAGGGCGGUUAUCGAUCGUGUCCCCACUGAUAACGGCGUGCUGAUCAUUCCUAUGAACUAUACCGGUGAUGUGCUGAACUUCGGUAUGGCCACGGAGAAGUCCCGUGUUGCUGGUAUCAAGACUGAAUUCUUUGCUAUCAAUGAUGAUGUUGGUGUUGGUCGCGAGAAGGGUGGGAAAGUUGGUCGUCGCGGUAUUGGUGGUGGUGUAUUGAUUCUAAAGAUGGUUGGUGCGUUGGCUGAGGCUGGUGGCUCCCUAGACGACCUCUAUGCUCUAGCCCAGCUAGCCAACGCAAAUCUAGUCUCACUAGGAUCAUCACUCGAACACGUCCACGUGCCAGGCCGUGGUGUACCCGAAGACACGAUCCCGCACGGCGAGGUCGAAGUCGGCAUGGGAAUCCACAACGAGCCGGGCUCGCACCGCGUGAAAUUCGACCUCGUCGAGCUAGUCCGUGGUAUGCUUCUACAGCUACUCGACCACAACGACCCAGACCGCUGCUACGUGACCCGCACGCCGGAGGAUCAAUUCGUGCUGCUAAUCAACAAUCUCGGCGGUGUUAGCCCGCUCGAGCUGGCCGGUAUCACAGAUGAAGUCUACCGCCAGCUCCAGCACGACUACCAGGUCAACAUGGCCCGCGUGAUCCAGGGUACUUUCCUAACCAGUCUGAACGGCCUCGGCUUCAGCAUCUCGCUGAUGAAGCUCGUCGACCCAGGCCUGGGCGUGAAAACUACUAUGCUUGAGCUUCUUGACGCCCCCGCCGAGGCAGUCGGCUGGUCUGCCCCGAUCAGUGCCUCUACCUGGGAAAACAACCGUAACGCGGCCCCCGUGGAUCUGAAGACCUCCAAUCUCACCGAAGACAUCCACAGCAACCUCCAGCUCGAUCCAACCCUACUCCAAAAAAUCCUCGGCGCCGGCCUGCAGCGCGUAAUCGACGCCGAACCCGAAGUAACACGGUACGACACAAUCGUCGGCGACGGCGACUGCGGCAUCGGACUAAAGCGCGGCGCCGAAGCAAUCCAAUCCUUCCUCGCCGACGCCUCCCCACCACUAACCACCGACAUCGUCAGCACCGUCGCGCGGAUCGUGAUCGUCGUGGAAAAUGUCAUGGACGGGACAUCCGGCGCGAUCUACGCGAUCUUCCUGAACGCGCUCGCACACAGCUUACUGGCGCAGAACACUACCUCGCCGACGGCGAUCACGACGGAGACGUGGGCGAAGGCGCUGAAGUCUUCGUUUGCGGCACUGGGGAAAUACACGCCUGCUAAGCCUGGUGAUCGGACGCUUAUUGAUGCGCUAUCGCCGUUUGUGGAUUCGUUGCUUGAGAGUGGGGAUGUGAGGGUUGCUGCGGAGGCGGCGCGGCAGGGGACUGAGUCUACGAAGGAUAUGAAGGCGAGUCUUGGGAGGAGUGUUUAUGUUGGGGGGGGAGGAGGAGUGGCUUGGGAAGAUUCCGGAUCCUGGCGCUUUUGGGUUGUCGCAGUUUUUGACGGGGCUUGCUGA
Penicillium psychrosexuale is the source of this 1767-nucleotide messenger RNA. RefSeq lists its product as uncharacterized. Gene Ontology annotation, biological process: glycerol catabolic process. Gene Ontology annotation, molecular function: ATP binding; glycerone kinase activity. Gene Ontology annotation, cellular component: cytosol. The record is from RefSeq and is a predicted model, not a curated record. NCBI's taxonomy places the organism in Eukaryota, Fungi, Ascomycota, Eurotiomycetes, Eurotiales, Aspergillaceae. The transcript is spliced from 4 exons. Bases 1 to 1767 code for a protein of 588 amino acids.